UUUGCCGCGACUGUUCUGCUUGAUCCGGUCGCGCUGCGUUCCGUGUGUAUGCGUGGCGUGCGUGCGUGCGUGUCUCUCUCUUUCCAACAUUUUUUCUUUUCUCGAACAGCUGCAUCCGAUCGCUGGGGUUUUCGUUCGACCUGCGUUGCCUUGCGGGUCGGUGCUGUCUUCGUUAGCGACUAGACCCUUGGCGAGCGUGAAUAUUGAGUGUAUCUAGUCGAUUCGUGGUGUGUUGCAAGCAGUACUCGGCUCCCUGCUCGCGGCCGUUACUGUUUACACGCCGAGUCGUGUUCAUGGCAAUUCCCGCUCUUCCGUUCGCGUCGUUAUGGAACUGAGCUGCACUCAAAAAUAAGAGCCGGGGAGCAGAGGCCCGCCGCCGCCGCCGCCGCCGCCGCCGCCGCCGCCAUGGUGCUGACCGUCACGGAGGACACGCCCGCGGACAUGCUGGCCGGGAGCAUGGAGCUGCUGGUGCAGAUGCCGCAGGAGCAGCGGGUGCGCAGCCAGCGGCUGACGGUGCCGCGCAGCACGCCCAUGAUGGACCUGCUGGUGCAGAUCGCCACGGCGCACAAGCUGGCGGCCGCGAGCUACAGCCUGCAGGCGAUCGGCGAGCGCGGCCGGGUGCUGGCCCACCAGCCCAACACGCCCGUGGGCGCCCUGGACGCGCUGCAGCUGCGGCUGCUGCCCAAGCAGCCGCCGGCCCAGCAGCCGCGGCGCGCGCGCGCCGCCGGCCAGCCCUUCGAGGCCACCUUCCGGCUGCAGGUGCACCUGCCGCGCAACCAGCUCUACGUCGCGCGGCUCUCGUCCAGGACGGUCCUCGCGGAGAUCCUCGAGCAGGUCUGCCGCGAGAAGAACCUCGACCGCGGCAAGUACGAGCUGCGGCAUCCAGCCAACCUGUCGCAGCGGCUGGACCCGUCGCUCACGCUACACGACUACCAGCUGCAGGAGGUGACGCUGUGCCCGCGCCAGCAGGGGCCCGGCGCGCCCAUGGGCUCGGCCCUCUCGAGCCAGGACAUCAUGGCGCUGCAGAAGCAGGAGGACUGCCGCCGACAGCAGGCGCGCCACUCGCUCUUCGGCUUGAUCUUCGGCAGGCCCAAGGAGGGCCCGCGCCCGAGCCGCCCGCGCAGCGCAGCCGGCCCCGACGACGAGGCCCCGCCGCGGCCGGCGCCGGCUCCGGCGCUGCCGGCCAGGCCGCACCGCAAGCGCCGGCCCGCGCCCAAGCCGCCCGCGCAGGCCCGGCCCGAGCCGCCGGCCGGCGAGGAGCAGCAGCCGCGGCCGGGCGCCGCCGAGUGGGACAAGCUGGUCGUCAGCCACAGCCGCAACUCGAGCGACAGCUCGGGCUACCACGAGGCCUCGGUGCUCAGCGACAACCCCGACAGCGGCGCGCUGCAGCCGCGCAUGCCCGAGACGCUGCCGCGGCGCUCGCGGGCCCAGGCCGCGCUGGAGGGCGCGCCGCGCGGGCUGAGCCAGACCGCGCAGGCCAGCAAGAGCCUCGGCAACCUGGCGCUCGCCUCCGCGCGGCAGCGGCCGCGGCGGCAGCCGUCGCCGUCGCACGGCCUCGGCCGGGGCCUCAGCAACAGCUCGCUCAACUCGGCCGGUCAGCGCAAGAAGCGAGCCGCGCCGCCGCCGCCGUCGACCGCCACCGCCCAAGGCCUCGAGCGCAUCGCCGCCUCGGACAUCGACCAGGCCAAGCCCUCGUCCGACGUUGACGUCGGCCCCGGGCCCACCCAGGUCGCGGCCGCCGCUCGCCAGCCCAGCGUAGAGUCCGCUAGAGUAGUUGAGCCAGAGCUGACGUCGACGCCGGUGGCGAAGCCUCGCACUGCGCUGCGCACUGGCCUCGAGGCGAGUAGAGCUUCGCUGGGCUCCGCCGGCGAUGGCAGUUGCAACCCCUCGGGCUCGGAGGCCGCCGGCUUCGCGAUGCCUAGCCUCACGGAGGACGAGCGCGAGGAGAUCGCGCUGGCCAUCGAGUCGCUCGACUCGAUCGUCGAGGCGGCUCACGCCCGCGACCGACAGCCCGAGGCAGAGGACGAGCAGCCGUUCGCCGAAACUCUCGGCGGCCCGGCGGCCCGCUCGUGCGCCGUCAUAUCGACGAUACCUAAGUGCGAGCAUCUCGCGCCCCUGGACGGUCCACAAUUCGAGCAGCAGCAGCAGCAGCAGCAGCAGCAGCAGCAGCAGCAGCAGCAGCAGCAGGGUGACGACAAGGCGCCCAAGAGGCGGACCAAGGUGGCGCGUAGCCAGUCGGACACGAGUCAGUUCAAGCUCGGUCCGGCGGAAAAGCACGUUCGGCACCUCACCUCCAACGGCGAGGUCUUUACCUUCGCCCUCAAUCCUAACCUCGGCGGAAUGGCGGCCGCAGCAGGAAAAUCGGCGCCCAUGGACACCGACCUUCUUCUGCAGAAAGUCUCGGAUACGCUGUCGCACUCGCUGAGCCCGCCCUCGCCUCCACCUACACCCGAGAGCCCGGCGAGCGCCGAGGCUGCUGCCGGUCGCGAGUCCAGUACGCCCGCCGAGACUGCCGAUCACGCCUCGUCCGAGCCCGCAGAAAGCGCCUCGGCGUCGAACGAGCGGCUGGUGACUUCGGUUGACGACGCCGAAGGCAACGACAGCAACAGCAGCAGCAACAGUGACGCGCGACUCGGUUCGGCCACCAGCGACUACGUGUCGAGCACCGGCGAGGAGCUGUCCAUCGCCGACUGGGAGUGCCAGCAGAUACCGGCCCCGCCCAGCGCGUUCCGCGACGACGAUCAGCCGGCCGAGGGCAGCAGCGCCGAGCCAGCGGAUCAGCCGCCGCCCGCAGAGCCGCGAGACCACCCACCGGCUGCCGACGUCGCCGACACCCGCAGGCCUGUCGCGACGCAACUGUCACGCGAGGAGGACGACGAUCUGAAGAAAGCGCAGGUCAUCAGCGAGCUCGAGACCAAGAUUCGCAACAGCAGCAAGCCCCUCGCGGAGCCGGAGCCUUCCAAAGUCGACGAGCUCGACGCCUCGCCCAGAAUCGCUCCAACCGAAAACUACCUGUCCAACUUCACCAUCACCACCUACUCUAGGAAGAAGAGCCUCGACAUUUUCGAGCCAGUUGAUGAACAGAACAGACUCCACAGUGAGACCAGAAUUCUGACUACCUUCGCCACCCUCACCAGAGGCAAGAGUUUGGCUUCAGAGUUCGCCGAGAACAACAGUCACAGCAAGUCUUCGGCUCUCAAAAGUGCGCAGAGCAUGGACAGAGUGGCGACGAUAUCUCCGCUGCGAUCUCGAGACAACUUCGCCGCGGAACGGAAGGACGUCUUCAGAGAGAAGCCCGUGCACCGAUCCAAGAGCUACAUCGCCCUGUCCAGCAACGAUAAGUUCCAAAGCAGAUCCACUGAAGCGGACCAGAGCAGAGAUGAAACCGACCAACGAGAAAGCGAUCAGAGCUCAGGGCUCAACCGCAGCACCGCAAUCAAAAAAUUCACCAGCACCACGAAUCUUACUUCCAGCUCGAAAGACGAAGAGGUCCUGAGCCAUAAGCAGAAAUUCUCUCAAUGGCGAGAUAAUAUCCUCGAGAGGCACAAAGAACCAUCGCGGGAGACGCAGCUCCAAUCUUUGCAGGUCCUGAAAAGUAUAUUGCCCCAAUUGCAAAAAUCACAAAAGCCCGACAACAAGAGCUACGCUAGUGCCGACGAUGUUUCUACAACGAAAGAACCUGUACAGUCAAGGUUUGACGAGCGGGACACGUACAAGCCGAGCCCAUCCGAGUUUCAGCUACGCUCAAAAGGUCUCCGUACUCAUGAACCUGCCAAACGGUACACCUACUGCGGUCCCCCGGCUGUCAGUUUAGGCAGCUGGUCGGAGAGACCUUCGCUCAAUGUGCAAAUUAAAACCGACACGGAUUACAAGCUUGGCGGUAAAAAUAGUAGCUCUGGUGCUAGAACUGUCGUAAACUUGAGCCGCCGUGAUAUCGAUGGCAUCGAAGCUGCGACUGAGACGGCAAACGAGCAGGCGCCGAAGAAAACUGAGAAAGAGAAAGAUGGAGAGUCAUGUGUCGACACUAGCUCGGUCAAUUUCCGAGAGCUUACCAAGGCCUUUGGCCAGCCGGAGGUUCGGCUGCGACCCAAAUCCCUUGCCGCCGCGGGUCGUAACACACAACAGAGGCACUCCGAGUACUUGGAGCGUUCUAAAGCUAGCGAAACAGUGCCGGUGAAGAGUAAUGCUCUGGCCCAGUCCCACGUGGGAACGUCAUUCGCUAAUUUUCUCAAUCAAUAUAGCAACAACCCACCUGUGCCACCCGUCAAGCGCUAUACCUCGGUUGUCGGAAUCAUCAAUAAUAAUAACAAUAACAACAACAACACAAACAUUAGCAAUAAUAAUGUCAGCGGUAUGAGCAAUAAUACCUCUAAGGCGCUGCUCCAAAAACCUGUCGGCGCUACAAGAGACAAAGAAAGCGUGGUGCCGAAGCCACCGACGAUGCCGAUUAUCACUGGGGUUACGCUGAAAAGCGUCAAUUCUAGGCCAAAAUCGGGUCCUUCUACGAUCCAAGCGGAUCCUCGAGAUCUUUUGCUGGAGUCUAUUAGAAAUUUCGGUCGACACAAAUUGAAAAGCGUUAGUUAAAUUUCGUCCAAGUAAAAUUUGUGUUUUGUCUUGGCCAAUUACCAACUGCUCAAAACAAGUUUGUUUGAUGUAAACUUUGAUUUAAAGUUAAAUUUCCCAGAAAGCAUUAUCGCUUUAUUGCAUCGUUCAAGCAAUGCGAAUAUGAGUCAGUCAUAAUGUUAGGAUAGGAAUUCUAUUGAAUUGGCAGAUUUGAAAUUUUCAAUAGUUAAAGGCAUUCCGAAUCAAUUGAAUAAUUUUAUUUAUUGAAUGCCGCUAAUAUUUACUUUUCAUUUUUUGCUUUAGCCAUACUUUUGCGGAAUGAAACGUCAUGCUUUGUUUUCUGUAAAUAUUAGUGUUGAUAAUUUUUCUUUAUUUCGGGAGACAGGAUUUAAGUUAUUUGGAUUAUAAAAAUGAAGAAAAUUUGUUGGUGCUUAAUUGAUGUACCUUUAUUGUAUCAUGUUUUUUCUUUUUGUUCUUUCCUCCUUUACUUUUUCCUUAGGGAAAAUGAGAAAAUAUAUAAUAUAUAUUCCAUAUGGUGAUCGUUAAAACGUUGUAAAUAUUUACUCCUACGAGUCAAACUCGUAUUAAAGUCAAAGAUCCAAAAAGAAGUUUUUAUAUAUAUAUAUAUAUUUUUAGAUAAAUAUAACGACGAUCGAUUAUAAUUCACAUAAUAGUCAUGUCUAUUUGUCGACGUUGGUUAUAAUUUUACAUAACGUAACAUUACAUUACUAACAUUCUAAUCAAUGAUUCUAAAGUAUAAGAUUCUAUCAACGGGACCAAAGGUAACAUUCAUUUUAUUUUAACGCAUUGUACAACGAACUACUACGUAUAUAUUUUGUAAUAAAAAGUUAUAGUAUACUUGAAAACAGCUGUUACUUUCGGGUCAAAUUCAUUUUGUGCAGAGUAAUAUUUAUCAAAAAUAAUUUCUUAUCCAUAGUAAUCGACGUUUUCUUUUUGUUUUUAUUAUUAUCAACGUCGUUCACUUAAAAAUACUUCUGAUCGUUAACUUCAAGAUAUUAUUUUACAUAAAGUUCAAAUUACUUUUCAUAUUUUUUGCAAAGUAAUAUAUGCAUGCAUUAUUGUUUUCGUUUUCAUAAAUUAUUCAAAAUAUAAUAUAUUUUGUACAAAUAUAACUUUCAUCAACUGGUGUUCCAGUUUGAAAAAAUUCAUAUUUUUGGAAACUGAAAUGAACUGUUUUUUUUGUAAAUAAUAUAUUACUGUCUAUAUUGUAUUUAAUUAUUGUCUCUUAUUGAAGUUUAUAGAUUAAUAUGGCAUAAGAUUAAUCUAUUUA
Molecule: messenger RNA, 5854 nt
Organism: Phymastichus coffea
Lineage: Eukaryota; Metazoa; Arthropoda; Insecta; Hymenoptera; Eulophidae
Product: nucleolar protein dao-5
Exons: 13
Coding region: 406-4584 (1392 amino acids)
Molecular function (GO): actin monomer binding
Source: RefSeq, a predicted model, not a curated record